GGUACGUGCCGCGCAUGCGUCCAUUCGGUCCUUGGUGUGCUGUGUGAAAACUGGAGAGCUAUGGCGGCGUGCCGGGGAUCCUCUUCAAAAUGGUUUUUCACCCGGGAGCAAAUCGAAGCCACGCCGUCCCGCCGUUCGGGAGUGGAUCCGGACAGGGAGCUAUCUUACCGACAGCAGGCGGCUAACCUCAUUCAAGACAUGGGCCAGAGACUCAACGUCUCACAACUUACAAUAAAUACAGCAAUUGUUUACAUGCAUAGAUUUUAUAUGUUCCACUCUUUCACCAAAUUCCACAGAAAUAUAAUUUCUCCAACCACCUUAUUCCUAGCUGCGAAAGUUGAAGAGCAACCUCGGAAACUUGAGCAUGUUAUUAAAGUUGCCCAUGCUUGUCUAAACCCUCAAGAGACCCCACUUGAUACAAAGAGUAAUGCAUACCUCCAGCAAGCUCAAGAGCUGGUGAUACUUGAAACCAUAGUGCUGCAGACUUUAGGAUUUGAAAUAACUAUUGAACAUCCACACACUGAUGUGGUGAAAUGUUCCCAGCUAGUGAGAGCAAGCAAGGAUCUGGCACAGACUUCCUAUUUCAUGGCUACCAACAGCCUCCACCUCACCACCUUCUGCCUGCAACACAAGCCCACAGUAAUCGCCUGCGUCUGCAUCCACCUGGCCUGUAAAUGGUCCAACUGGGAGAUCCCUGUCUCCACUGACGGGAAACACUGGUGGGAGUACGUGGACAACUCUGUCACCCUGGAGCUUCUCGAUGAACUGACGCAUGAGUUCCUUCAGAUUCUGGAGAAGACACCGAGCAGGUUGAAGAGGAUACGAAAUUGGAGGACCACGCAAGCUGCCAAGAAGACCAAGGGAGAUGGCUCUCAGGCAAACGACCCCUACCCAGGACCCUCCCUGGUCCACGAACAUUCCCUGGGAGAUGCCAUCCCUGGGGUCUCCAACUCAGCCUUCUCCAAGGCCGCUUCAUCGUUCCCUGUCCCUCUGCCAGGGCACGCCAGUGGGCCCCUCUCCCUGGACUCUAUCGCGUCCAUGCAGGGCAGCUCCUACACCUUCACAGCCCCCAGCGACUGGCCCCAGGAUACGGGGGGUCGCUUGGAGGGAGGAAGCUAUUCCCUCAAAACAGAUGCACUUGGCCUCCAGCAGGGUGCUCCAAUGAACCCGAACAGACCAGAUAAGACAGAGUUCAACCCUACUAAACAUGAACAUAAGGUCGGGUCGGCAGGGGGUGUGGGGAAGCAACAGCAGCCAGUUUUCCCUCCACCGCCCCCGCCGGCUCAGAAAAUGUCCCUGGACAAGUAUAGAGAGAAGCACGCUGCUGAGCUGGCGGUGCAGCAUAAACGCAGGGCAGAGCAGCAGAGUUUCGAGCCUGACGGCAGGGACUCAUAUAUACCCUCCUCUGUCCAAUCAGACCAUAGGAAACACAUGCAGCUCCACCCUAACCCUGGGAGCAGCAGCAGCACCACUGCCUCCCCUCUUAAAAUGAAGCUGGCCACGCCAGGCCAGGACAAGGUCCCCUCUGACAAACGGGACAAGGGGGGCUCACUCAAACUCCGCCUUCCAGUUCCUUCUCAGGGGGGCGUGGCCAGCAAAGAGGAGCUGAAGAUGAAAAUCAAGGUGUCCUCGGAGCGCCACAGCUCUUCUGAUGAGGGCGGGGCCAAGAGCAAACAUUCCAGCCCGCUAGUGAGCAAGGAGAAGCACCGGGAACACUCAACCCACCGCCACCACCACAAGCAGCACGGCCACUCUCACCUUCAUGCAGCACAGCACAGUGGCAACGGCCGAGGGGUCCCCGAGGGGCCAGCGGGGGCCGGGCCAGCCGUCCUCCGGAGACCCCUAGGGCUGGGGGGUGUUGAGGGGGUGGCGGGCAUGGCCCCUAGCUCUGGUUCCAGCUCCUCCCGCAAGAGGGGGCACCCACACGUCGCAAGCCACAACCACCACUCCUCCAAAACGAGCAAAAGCUCCAAGGGCGGCGCAGGUGGGCUACGAACAUCUCAACGCCCUAGUGAAACUGGACAAGAAGCCAGUGGAGAACCGCAGUCUUGAGGGAGCCGUGCGGGCGUUUUCUGCCAUCGGGCAGACUACAAACACUUUUGACAUGCUCGAUUCUCUCAAGUGCCCAAGGAAUUAACUCAUGAACACUUUGUAGCAAAGCAUAGGAAGGUAAAGUAAAAAAUAUAACGGAAAGUGUAGGACAUUUCAACGGUUGAGGCAAAAAAAUGAGAAAUUAAUGCUUCCUGAUCAUCUGAUCUUUUGGCAGUGCUGGUAUAGUCCUGCCCUUUUCAAUGUGUAAUUGCUGCUUUGUCCUCCAUAUUCUCAGGAUGGGUCUUGGAAUGCGGACGUGUGUGAGUGUUAGGGGGGGUCAUCCGAGUUUAAAUCUCCAUGUUCGGAGGGGGAAAAAGUAUAAAUACUGAAAAGGCACGAAAGGUGCAAUUUCGAAUAUUUUUUUCCAAAUAAUAAUUUAAACAGCAUUGUCACAGCUGUUAUCCAUUCUGGUGAGAAAACAUGUCAAGUAGACCUCCGUGUUGCCAGGAGGGGGCUUAGCUCAGACAGAAGUAAAGGCAUGCCAAACAUGGCUGCCAAUGGAAGUUGGAUUUUUAGUUGUUAAUUUCUCUUGAAUUAGUUUUUCCUUUUUUAUGCUGAAUACUGUAUGUAGGAUCUGCAUGCAAUCAUCAAAGGGAUAACGCAGAAAGCUGACCGCUGUUUACAGAAAGUAAAGAUAAAUGUACAUACAUUUUUGUAUGUUUAAAAAGCUAUACCAUAAAUACUCAGGUUUGGAGCUGCUUGUAACUAUAUAACAAGAUAUAUAUAUAUAUAUUGGGGAAAAAUACUAUUGUAACUUGAUGUAGGAGUCCUAUCAUCGGUGAUUCUGACUGCCACAUUCCUGUGUUGUGCUUAGAGCCUGUAUUACACAUGGCUGGCUGCCAGGAGAUGGCACUUGAACUUCGACCUUUCCAACUCAGCCAAUCCAGACCCUACAAACAGUACCAACCACCUGGCAUGUUGUCAGAGGCAAUGCAAUUUGUACACUUUUUUUUUUUUUUGGACUUCCAAGAUUACCUUAAGCUGGAUGCCAAAGGCUUUGCCUCACACAAAAAAACUAAAGACAUACAUGAGAAGAGGACAAUAAUAAUAGUGCUAUAACGUUUACAUGCCUAACCUUUGCUGUGAAGAGCAUUUACACAAAAUUGUUACUUGGCUUGACGCUAUAGCCCAUAGAUACAAAGCUGUAGGUAAGUAAUGUAGUAUUGUUUAUGUUUGGUGAAAGAAAACAACAGCAGAAAAGUAGCCUGGAUGCCAGUCUUUCUGCUCUCUUGCCAACUCCUUAUGUAAUUGAUAUGGCUUGACAAUGGAGUAGGCAAGAGCACAAACCGAUCUGGGACCAGGCUAGCAGUAAAGGCUGUAGGGCUUAACGUUCCAUCAGUGUUGAUACAGUACGGUGGCUUGUAGGCUGUUUGUUCUCUAACGGGUCAGUUUCCUAAUAUAUAUAUGGAGUAUAUCGUUCUCAAUUCUGGACACACAAUAGUAACUGUUCUUUGACUGGUUAGUCCUUUAUUUCAGUGUGCAGACAGUUUGUAUUGAGGCCAAGAUGGUAUAUUUCCCCAGUACUGAUAGUGAUUAUAUUCUUGGGCACAGACAUUAUUACAGUGGUUUGGUCUCAACAAGAAGGCAAAUGCAAACCGUGACAUCCAUUUUUGUUUUUUUUGUUCUACAAAUAAAUCUUACGGUUACCACUACCUUAAAACAUGA
Salmo salar (Atlantic salmon) is the source of this 3756-nucleotide messenger RNA. Its product is annotated as cyclin-T2. The record is from RefSeq and is a predicted model, not a curated record. Gene Ontology annotation, molecular function: cyclin-dependent protein serine/threonine kinase regulator activity. Gene Ontology annotation, biological process: regulation of transcription by RNA polymerase II. NCBI's taxonomy places the organism in Eukaryota, Metazoa, Chordata, Actinopteri, Salmoniformes, Salmonidae.